Molecule: messenger RNA, 2610 nt
Organism: Kuraishia capsulata CBS 1993
Lineage: Eukaryota; Fungi; Ascomycota; Pichiomycetes; Pichiales; Pichiaceae
Exons: 2
Coding region: 1-2610 (869 amino acids)
Biological process (GO): cytoplasm to vacuole targeting by the Cvt pathway; intra-Golgi vesicle-mediated transport; Golgi organization
Cellular component (GO): membrane; COG complex; cis-Golgi network
Source: RefSeq, a predicted model, not a curated record
AUGAGAAGAAGAGGAUCUACUGUGACAGAUACUUCCUUUUCUUCUCGGGGAAGAAGGGGCUCGAUGGUACAAUCAAUUGCAUCGAAUGCUCCGUUCAUGGAGGAUCAUAUACAGCUUGAUACAGAGUCUAUCGCUAAUCCCAGGACUCGAACGAAAUCGCUAGGUUCGAGCGAAUUCGAACCCACGCUUACACCUAUGGAGGCCUCAUCUUUCACCUUCCCAUUCACCACCUCAGAAACAAAUUACUUAUGGACAAAUCAGGUGCAAUCUGUGGAGUCAGACUUUCUCAUAUCAUACGAAGACGAGGAGGCAAUCAACAAAAUGGACAAUGCUGAGUUUUUGGAAUUUCAAGAUGUCAUUUCGCAUACCUACAAAGAGCAUGCACGGUUUCUGAAGGAGGCAGACGUGAUAGUGGAGAAUCUCAGCUCGAUGCUGACAAAAUACGACCAAGUCACCUUGCAAACGGUGGAUUUUCAGACGAAAUCUAACGAGUUGAUUUUGGAGGUGAACAGGCUUACAGGGUUGUAUGAAGACAUCUCGAAGAAUCUCGAAUACUUUGAGUCCCUUGACUCGAUUGUGAAAAGUUUGAACACUUCCAGUAGCAGUUCGAUUGUGAUGAGAAAAUCGUUCCAGGAGAACAUACUAAGGAGACUGGAUGAGUGUUUGACUUUUGUUGAGUCUCCUGCGGCCAAAGAGUUCAGAGAAAUCGAAAUUUAUCAAAAUAGAUUCAAGCAAUGCAUGGUGAGAGCGCUCACUCUGGUGAGAAACUACAUUAUCAACACACUCAAAAAUGUUGAGUUCAACAUCCAGACAAAGGUCAACGAAGAGAAGAACAAAAAUAAGAUCCGCGGGGCCAUCAGUGCAGCCACAUCUAUCAGGGUGGAUGCCUUCAUGUACAACCAGUUUGAAGAAGACUGCAGCUAUCUCCAGCCUUUGAUAGAAGAUUUGUACACCCGUGCAACAGUGGCCAACUAUGACGAGUACCUGGGCCUGUUGAAUGAUUGCUAUAGUCAAUAUUUCAAAUCCAGAAGCUCUUUGCUCAGCAAUACCAUCAAUGCGCAGCUUCAGGCGUACAAUGAAACUUCAAUUGCAGGAUCAAGGUCGCUAGUGCAACUGGCACAGGGAAACAUUGCGUUCUUCUCAAGAGUUUUAGAAAGAGAGUUUGAUGUCUUCAGCCAUAUCUUCUUUGUCACGGACGACCAAAGAACUGAUAAUGCUAAUAAUGUCAUGAUGAUCAACAAGUGGUUUGAGUCUGUACUUGAUCCCUUGUACUACAUGAUGAGAAAUCGGAUUAUCAGAGAAAAUAACAUCAGUGAUCUAUGUGAGCUCAUCACUUUACUGCAAAAGUACUCGGAAACAGACCUUUCAGACGAUGAAUCCGAGUCUGUGUCUGAACGCAGCCUUCAAAUAGGCGGCAUGUACCACCAUGAACACACCAACUCAGAACAUAUAGAGAUCGAGUCGCUAUUGGCACCAAUUCUGCAGGAUGUGCAAUCCAGACUGGUGUUUCGGGUGCAAGCCUACAUUGACAAAAAUGUCGUCAACUACAAGAAGACUGGAAGAGAGUUCUCCAUUGGCCGCAGAAGGGCACCCAGUGUUGCGCCAGAUGAUGAUUUGGAUAGCAUCGCAGGAAGCGUAACUGGUAGCUUGAAUGGCAGAGACAACGACACUGAAUCCAUAGCGGACACAAUCAUUUCCUCAGUGAGUCAUUCCGAGCAUCAAUUUUCGUCUCAAACCAUAUACCCACCGGUUGUCAAAUCAGUCAAGCUAUUGACUAAGAUCUACCAGCUGGUUGGCUCACAGGUUUUUGACGAUUUGGCAAACUCAGUGGUUCAUCUGGUGCUUCUGUCUAUAAGAGACAACUUUUCGAGCCUGCUCACAGGAACGUAUUCGUCAAUUGACUCCAAGCUUUAUCUCAUCAAGAAUUUGGUUUUUUUCAAGGACAACAUUGAAAAUCUGGAUAUAGAACAUGUUAGAAGAGAAGCGUCUUUGGAUUUCAGCGGAUUACAAAAGCUUUUCAGAAAGUUUUAUAAAGGCAGCAGGGACAAGCAGUCUAUCGAGCAACAUUAUGGGGCUGCCAGAGACGAAGGUGGAUUUUUCAGUUUGGCACUUGGUUCUGUUCCUCGUGUUGUGGAUGAUGUCAUCGAUGCCAAAUUGGAGUUGCAAAUGGCAUUAAGAACCGCUGUUCAUGAGUUCAUUGAUGACUAUAAGACGAGGAUCAUACAGCCACUGGCUGACUGCACAGACCCAACGGAUGCAGAAGAAGCUGCUACCAAGUUCAAGAAGACUUUAGAAAUAGAGUUUCCACGGAUCAAGCCACAGAUAUCGACCUUCGUGCAAGACCCCAGGGUUGUCAGUUACCUAAUCGACGGUGUUCAGGAAGCUAUCAUUCAAGAGUAUGAGCGGUUCUAUAAUGCAGCAAUCGUCCAUGGAGCCCUCGAGGACGAUGAGGGCAAUUUGAUGGAGGUUGACACUCUCAUCUCGUUCCUCAGCGAGGUUGUCUCCAAGAUGUUCCAGAAUGAAGAGCAUUUUAGAGAACCCAGCACCAGCACCACUGAUGGGAACAUUUUCGAUAACGACCCUGAUGUUAGCACGCUUGCUCUAGAGUAA